UGGUAUGUAUGGUAAUUGGAAGGGGUGAGAAAAGGUGGAUUGGCAGUGGCAGCAUGCUCCAUAAUUCUCUUCCUCUUCCUCUUUAAGAUCUAACUCUGGGCUUUUUGGUUAUUUGGUUGUGGGCUUUGAAGGCCCUCUAUUGUUCUUCCCUGCAUCUGCAUUUGUGAAGCAUCUGCUAUGGGUGAGAAAGAGUCGGAGAAAGUAAUUUGGGAACCGAUGAGAACCCCUUCUGCCACUCUCAUUGCACCAACAGCACACCACCGAAACAUACCAAAGCUUUUAGUCAUUCUCGUCGUCUUUGUCUCCGUCACCUACGUCGUCUACACGCUCAAGCUCAUCUCAACCUCACACGCAUGCCACCACUUUUUAUUCCCCACCGCCACCUUCUCCAAAACCGUUCCCACCGUCAAUGCCACCUCUACCGUCACCGUCCCAGCCGUACCCUCCCUUCUCCGACGGGAGUCCCGCGAAACCAUCUCCGACGACCGGACGGACCUCCGCCACGUGGUGUUCGGAAUCGCCGCGUCGGCGAAGCUCUGGGAGCAGAGGAAGAACUACAUCAAGCUCUGGUACCGUCCGCGGGAGAUGCGCGGCGUGGUGUGGCUCGACGAGAAGGUGAAAUUGGGGAAGGAUAGCGAUGCGCUGCCGCCGGUUAGAAUCUCCGGCGACACCGAGAGGUUCCAUUACACCAACAAGCAGGGGCACCGGUCCGCCAUCAGGAUCUCGCGGAUCGUGGCGGAGACGCUGCGGCUGGGGUUAAAGGAUGUGCGGUGGUUCGUGAUGGGCGACGACGACACCGUUUUCGUGACCGAAAACCUAAUUCGCGUUCUGAGGAAAUACGAUCACAAUCAGUUCUACUACAUUGGGAGUUUGUCGGAGAGUCACUUGCAGAACAUUUACUUCUCUUACAACAUGGCUUACGGUGGAGGAGGUUUUGCAAUUAGUUACCCUCUCGCUAAGGCUCUGUACAAAAUGCAGGACCGCUGCAUUCAGCGUUACCCGGGUCUCUAUGGUUCCGACGAUAGAAUGCAAGCGUGUAUGGCCGAACUCGGUGUUCCACUCACAAAGGAAACCGGUUUUCACCAGUACGAUGUGUAUGGAAACCUGUUUGGGCUUCUGGCAUCUCAUCCGGUGACUCCAUUGGUGUCACUGCACCACCUUGAUGUGGUUGAGCCAAUCUUCCCCAACGUGACCCGAUUGCAAGCCCUUCAACGGUUGACUAUACCAAUGAAGCUUGACUCGGCAGGGCUGAUGCAGCAAUCCAUCUGCUACGACAAAUUAAAAAGCUGGACUGUUUCCGUUUCGUGGGGUUUUGCUGUUCAGAUAUUUCGUGGUGUAUUUUCACCACGAGAGAUAGAAAUGCCUUCCAGAACAUUCUUGAAUUGGUAUCGAAGAGCAGAUUACACUGCAUAUGCAUUCAACACCCGUCCAGUUAGCCGAAAUCCAUGCCAGAAGCCUUUUGUAUUUUACUUUUCCAACGCAAAAUACAGUUCUGCAAUGGAACAAAUAGUGAGCGAAUAUGAAAGGCACCGUGUUCCUCACCCGGAAUGCAGGUGGAAGAUGGAUGAUCCUGCUGCUCUUGACAAAGUGGAGGUAUACAAGAAGCCAGAUCCCAAUCUGUGGAAUAGAGCUCCGAGGAGAAACUGUUGCAGAGUGAGGAGGACGAAGGAGAAAGGGAAGAUGGUGAUAGAUGUGGGUAUGUGCAGAGAUGGUGAGGUAAGCGAGACAUAACGAUGAUGUUAAUGUUAGUUAUAAAUUACAUUAGGGAGUUUCUUAAAAACCUUAUUUCUUUAUUUAUUGGGUAGCUCACUCUCAUUUGAGAAUUUUUUGUAAUUUUUCCCCGGAUUCACUGAAAAGGGGUGAGAUAUUGGGGAAAGAUCAAUCACAAUGUACAAAGAGAUUUGUCCUUUAAACAAAAAAAUGUAGAGGGGGUCUCACAAGGAGAGCUGUAAUAAAACCUGUAAUUUACUUCCUAUUCAACAAAAUCAUUACAUGCGUGCUUA
Messenger RNA from Vigna unguiculata (cowpea), 2003 nucleotides. RefSeq lists its product as uncharacterized. The record is from RefSeq and is a predicted model, not a curated record. Lineage: Eukaryota; Viridiplantae; Streptophyta; Magnoliopsida; Fabales; Fabaceae.